Molecule: messenger RNA, 1158 nt
Organism: Babesia bovis T2Bo
Lineage: Eukaryota; Apicomplexa; Aconoidasida; Piroplasmida; Babesiidae
Product: variant erythrocyte surface antigen-1 alpha subunit
Exons: 1
Coding region: 34-1086 (350 amino acids)
Source: RefSeq, a predicted model, not a curated record
ACUAGUGCUACUGGUCAAUGCUGCCCAGUGCCAAUGGGAUUCAGGAAUUCCUUCUACAGCGGCAACACCAGUGACAUGACUGGCUCAAGACUCUAUGGCAUCCUCUACUUCUUUAGUAACGAGAACAUGAUGGAAUCAUGUAUCUAUAGGCUUGUCAGGGUAACUGCGGCACUCAGUGCUACUACACCACAGGUACUGGGUGAUGUCUUUGGGUUCUUUAGGGGUGGUGUAGGAAAUCCAUUAAAAGGAAAAAACAAGGGGAACCAAGAGAAGGCAUGUGAGCACAUUAAGGACACGUCUCAGAAAGGAGAUGACGAUUAUCUUUGCGGCUGGUGUGCCUCUGGGUUACGUGAUGAGGUGAAGAAGAUAGGGUGGAUUCCAAAGAAAGACAAUGAUGGAGGUCAAUACAGAAGCACAGUAGGACAAGCACUCAUAGAUAUUAAGGGUAAUAAAGGCGCUGUGGGUACUACUGGAUAUUCCAAUUCUAGUCCCACCACUAAUAACCUCUCAACUCUCACUGACGGUAACCACUACGUAUCCCCCCUAACAGGUGAACUCUAUACCGCCGUGAGUGCUACAUUUGGACACGUCUACCUCCAAUGGGUACUAUACCUAUCAGAUGCACUUGAAGGUGGUCUAAAGUCACUGACCAGUGAAUUCCAACAGAUUGAAUGCCGGGGCUGUAAGGGACAGUGCGACCCCAAUAAGUGCAAGAAGGGAAGUCAUGGUAACAAUGGUGAUGCGCAAUGUCAGUGCCAAUCAAUCGUAUCAUGUACCGGGGUACUGCCGGUGUUGUAUAGACAUGGCUUCAGUUAUGGUAACCCAUUCAAUCUGGAGGGGUACCAGCAGAAGGAAAAGGACAAGGGAGAUUAUAGCAUAAAGAAGAAAAAAGGCGGAGAGAAACAAUGCCAUGGAGUUAUACAGUUGGUUCACCGCAUCAACAAAAUGAUGUACUACAGUAUAAAGCAUACUAGACGCACAUAUAUCUAUAUUAUUUAUACACGGUUAAUGUUUAGGCUGUACUCUUUAUUGCUGCAUUGGUCCUUAAGAACCACAGUGCGGGAUUCUCGUUUUAUCGUUAGUUGAUAGAUUAUUUCAAUCUUUCAUUGUAGUGUUAUACUUAGAUGACUUUUCGCGAUAAUAGUAAUGGUUAUAAGA